Molecule: messenger RNA, 1479 nt
Organism: Dioscorea cayenensis subsp. rotundata (Guinea yam)
Lineage: Eukaryota; Viridiplantae; Streptophyta; Magnoliopsida; Dioscoreales; Dioscoreaceae
Product: mitogen-activated protein kinase kinase kinase 18-like
Exons: 1
Coding region: 223-1479 (418 amino acids)
Biological process (GO): protein phosphorylation
Molecular function (GO): protein kinase activity; ATP binding
Source: RefSeq, a predicted model, not a curated record
UAAAUGAGAUAAAUACAAAUAUCAAGGAGUAGUUAGUGUUCGGUGUAUAACUUAGGACUUCAGAGGUGGCGGCCAAAACCCCAUUUCCUUAUUUUGACACGUGUGACCAAACGAGUCAAACCUCCCGCCAAAGUCUUCUCAAUUCUAUAUAAACACCAACUCCUUCUCAACGCCCUCUCAAAACUCAUUCUUUUCUUCUUCUUCUUCUUCUUCUUCUCCGCAAUGGACUCCAAGACAUGGAUCAGAGGGCGAACACUAGGUCAUGGUUCCUUCUCCACCGUUUCUUUAGCUUCGUUCCCGUCUUCCGGCCAUGUUCAGGCGGUGAAGUCGGCGGAAAUCUCAAGCUCUGGAUCAAGUUCUCUGCUUCAUGAACAGAGGAUUCUAUCAAGCCUUGAUUCCUUGAAUAUCAUCGGCUAUUCCGGGUUUGAUAUCACUACUGAGAUCUCAGAUGGCAAGGUCUAUUAUAACCUUUUCAUGGAGUUUGCCGCCGGCGGCUCUCUCUCCGACGAGAUCAAAACCAAAAAAGGUGGAUUUUUUAAUGAAACUUCUAUUAAAAACCAUGUUUUUGGAAUGUUAUCCGGGCUCGUUGAUCUCCACUCUGCCGGAUUUGUUCACUGCGACGUCAAGCCGGAGAACAUCCUCAUCGGUGGUGAUGGCCGGACGAAGCUCGGCGACUUAGGGUGUGCGAAGAAGAGUAAUGAAGAUGAGGGAAAACGGUGUUUGGUUCGGGGAACGCCGAUGUUCAUGGCGCCGGAGGUGGCGAGAGGGGAGGAGCAAGGGCCGGCGGCGGACGUGUGGGCUUUGGGGUGUACUAUGAUUGAGAUGGCCACCGGACGACGGCCAUGGCCGGAGGAGGUUUCUGAUCCGUUGGUGGUUUUGAAUAGGAUUGCGUUCUCCUCCGACUUGCCGGAGAUUCCUGCAUGGCUUUCCGAUGAUGCUAAGGAUUUUUUGAGCAAGUGUUUGGUUAGGGAGUGUGGGAAGAGAUGGAGCGCCGAGGAGCUCAUUCAGCAUCCGUUUGUGAGUUCCGGCGAGGUUCAGGAGAAGAAGAUGAACCCUAAUUGGUUGAGUUCUCCGAUGAGUACUUUGCAUCAUGAGUUUUGGGACUCUGUUUCUGAGGUUGAUGAUGAACAGGAAGAUGUACUGGAGAUUGUGAGAGUUUUGGAGAUGGAGUUUAGUGAUAGCACCGCCGCCGGCGAGCGGGUGGAGGAGCUCGCCGGAAGUAGUGGGGGUUGGAGUUGGGAUGAUGAGGAUUGGAUGUUGGUUAGGAGCACUGGUGGAGAUAUUAGUGAUCAACUUCUUGUUGAUGAUGAUGAUGAUGAUGAUGAUGAUGAUUCAUUGAAUUCAUCUUGUUUUUUUAGGAAUAGGAAUAGUAAUUUAGUUGAUUGUACAGAGGUGAAGCAAUAUUCCAACAUUGUAGAUUGCAGUCUUGAUUAUUCUCAUUUGAUUAAUACAAGUGUUUUUGUGUAUAUGGUUUCUUGA